Messenger RNA from Trichomycterus rosablanca, 691 nucleotides. RefSeq names its product ankyrin repeat domain 49 (gene ankrd49). The coding region runs from base 1 to 678 and encodes 225 amino acids. Gene Ontology annotation, biological process: positive regulation of DNA-templated transcription. The record is from RefSeq and is a predicted model, not a curated record. The transcript has 2 exons. Gene Ontology annotation, molecular function: protein binding. Lineage: Eukaryota; Metazoa; Chordata; Actinopteri; Siluriformes; Trichomycteridae.
AUGGAGUUUCCUGAAGGUUUUAACCAGCUAGAGCUGCUAGAAACCCACGGCCACAUGAUUCCGGUGGGGACGGAGAGCGCCUGGGACGAGGACGAGGAGUGUGAGGACAGUGGUGAUGAUGAUGAUGAAGGUGACCACAGUGAGGAGUGGUAUCUACAGCAGGAACAGAGACGAGAAGAUAACCCAGCAGAGCUGAUGCUCUGGGCCGCUGAGAGGAACCGACUGAUCACGGUGGAGCGCCUGAUUGGUUCCGAUCCGUCCCUCGUUAACUGUCGCGACGACGACGGGUACACUCCCCUCCACCGGGCGGCGUACAGCGGCCACGCCUCCCUCCUGUCCUUCCUCCUGGACUCCGGCGCCGACCUCCACGCCAGGACCGCUGACGGCUGGACGCCGCUCCACAGCGCCUCCCGCUGGGGGCACGCCGCCGUGGCCUCGUCUCUCCUGCGCCGGGGGGCGGAGGUCAACGCCGUGACGGAGGGCCGGCUCACGCCUCUGCAGCUGGCGGCGGGAAAUCCUGCGGCGGGUCAGACCCUCGAACUUCUGCUCUCGCGGCGCACCCUGCAGGCGGGACUGAAGAACAGCGCCGGGGAGACGGCGUCCGACAUCGCGCUCCGGAAAACCGCGCACUACGGUCUGUUCGAGGCGGCCGAGCCCUGCAACAGCGUCGUCCCAUGAGAAUAACCGGAAA